CUGUACAAGGAGGUCAUGAUGGAGGAGCACCAGCCUCUUAUAUCACAAGGAAGAUCCAGUAAGAGAAGAACACCAGAGAGAUGUCCCAGUCCUCUUCUUCCUCAGGAUCAUCAGCUUUUGAAUUGGGACAUUCCUACGAAGACAGAGACAUAUGUGAGGGGUGAUGACCAGUAUAAGGAGAAAAUUCCGGCAGAGACAUAUGUGAGGGGUGAUGCCCAGUGUAAGGAGGCAUUUCCUACAGAUACCCACACAGAUGACUGUACCCGGAGCUCAAAGGGGCAUCUGAUAUCUUCGGAGUUUAAAGCAGAUGAUCGUGGUGUGACGCAAGAACAUGCCGUUUUCUCAGAUACACCCUCAGCGCUUCACAGUAAAGAUCAAUCAUCUGAUCCUCCUAAACAUCUAUCUUCUGAGUCACCUCAGACUGAAAGACAGAAUAGGCAUAGCAAUGGGGAGAAGCCAUUUUCAUGCUCAGAAUGUGGUAAAUGUUAUACUCACAAAUCAGAUCUUAUUAGACAUCAGAGAGUUCACACAGGAGAGAAGUCGUUUUCAUGCUCAGAAUGUGGGAAAUGUUUUACAGAUAGAUCAAAUCUUAUUUCACAUGAGAGAAUUCAUACAGGAGAGAAGAGAUUUUCAUGUUCGGAAUGUGGGAAAAGUUAUACUCGGAAAUCACAAGUUGUUAUACAUCAGAGAAGUCACACAGGAGAGAAGCCGUUUUCAUGCCUAGAAUGUGGGAAAUGUUUUACCAGGAAAUCAGAGCUUCUUGAACAUCAAACAUUUCACACAGGAGAGAAGCCAUAUUCAUGUUCUGAAUGUAAAAAAGCUUAUAGUACUAAAUCACUACUUGCUAAACAUCAGAGAACUCACACGGGGGAGAAGCCAUUUUCCUGUUCAGAAUGUGGCAAAUGUUUCACCCAGCAAUCACAUAUUGUUAGACAUCAAAGAAUUCACACAGGUGAGAAGCCAUUUUCUUGUUCAGUAUGUGGGAAAUGUUUUACCGUGAAAAUACGUUUUCUUGAACAUCAAAGAAUUCAUACAGGAGAGAAGCCAUAUUUAUGUUCAGAAUGUGGGAAAGGUUAUAGAAUGAAAUCACAUCUUGUUAUACAUCAGAGAACUCACACGGGGGAGAAGCCAUUCUCUUGUUCAGAAUGUGGGAAAUGUUUCAGCCAGCAAAUACAUCUUGUUAGGCAUCAAAGAAUUCACACGGGAGAGAAGCCAUUUUCAUGUUCAGAAUGUGGUAAAGGCUUUACGUUGAAAAUGAAUUUUCUUGAACAUCAAAGAACUCACACAGGAGAGAAGCCGUAUUCAUGUUCAGAAUGUGGGAAAUGUUAUAGUCUUAAAGCAAUACUUGUUAAACAUCAGAGAACUCACACAGGGGAGAAGCCAUUUUCUUGUUUAGAAUGUGGGAAAUGUUUCACCCAGCAAUCAAACCUUAUUGCACAUCAAAAAAUUCACACAGGAGAAAAGUCCUUUUCAUGUUCAGAAUGUGGUAAAAGUUUUAGCCAGAAAUCACAUCUUGUUAAACAUCAGAGAAGUCACACAGGAGAGAAACCAUUUUCAUGUUCAGAAUGUGGAAAAUGUUUUACCCAGAAAUCACAUCUUGUUAAACAUUUGAGAACUCACACAGGGGAGAAGCCAUUUUCAUGUUUGGAAUGUGGGAAACAUUUUAAAGUUAAAUCAAGUCUUGUUACACAUCAGAGAAGUCACAAGGGUGAUGAUGUGGCCAAGCAUGUGAGAGGACACAUGGUGGAGAGCUCGUUCUCAGAAUCCAGCAAAUAUUAGAGGCAUCCUGCUGCCUGUAACCAUCCUCCUUUUGCAACUUUACUUUACUCCUAGGAUCGGGUGUGGCCCAUAAAAACAGAGGAAGGUCCGGAGAAGGAUCUGCAUGUGAAGGGCCCUGCCACACAACAACAGUCUUCAGUGUGGACAAGGCUGCUGAGGUAGCCACAAAAGUAACGUGGUGUGUAGCAAGAGAGGACUGUGGCACUAUUGGUGAUCUGCUGUUAAAAACAAGAUGGACGCCAGGACUCGAGACCACUAACCUCAGUAGGCAUCUCAGCUAAGUGUCUAACCCUGUGAGCUACCUAUUAUCCCUGAGGAGAAUAUUCCUUCUUACUAAUGAAGUCAGUGAUCCCACAUUGAAAGAUGAUUUUGCAGCAGUGAAUCAACGCAACAUGGCCUUGUCUUCUCUAAACAUGCUAAUGGGGUCUCCUAAACAGGAUGUGAAUAUAAUUAGACACAAUUUACAGAAAGUUCCUGAACACAUUAGGGGGCGGGUGAGCGAUCUUGAGGCCUGGGUUCUUCAUGAAAUGUGUUAUCAAUAACCUUAAUGCCAUUGCUGCUAAGUUAGAUGAAAGGAUAGAGAACAAGAUGCAGUGCAACAGCAUCAGACUGAUUGGGGUGCCUGAGAAAUUGGAGGGCCGUGACCCCAGUCACUUUUUUGAAAAAUGGUUGCUGGACACUUUUGGAAGAGAUGCUGACUCCUUUAUUUGCAGUUGAGCGUGCUCACAGAAUAUGAACCCGCCCGCUACCUCCUGCUAACCCCCCUGAGUCGGUUCUUGCAUUAUAGAGAUCAGGACAUUAUUGUGCAAAAGGCACGUGAAACAGUUCAACUUUUCAUUGAUGGUGGAAAUAUAUUGGUUUCCCACUUCUUCAGCAGAAGUUCAAUGCAGAAGGGCUCAGUAUUCAGACACAAAAUGACUGCGAGACUUCAAGCACCUUACUGUAUGUUCUACCCUGCCACUGCUAUCUGCGAUCAGGAAUGUAUUAUUUCAUGUGCAGUAAAGGAGAAUGGGGUGUCAAUAAAAAUGUUUCGCCGUCAGGUUCUUUCCUUUCG
Bufo gargarizans (Asiatic toad) is the source of this 2833-nucleotide messenger RNA. RefSeq names its product gastrula zinc finger protein XlCGF57.1-like. Gene Ontology annotation, biological process: regulation of transcription by RNA polymerase II. Bases 16 to 1779 code for a protein of 587 amino acids. The record is from RefSeq and is a predicted model, not a curated record. The transcript is spliced from 4 exons. Gene Ontology annotation, molecular function: DNA-binding transcription factor activity, RNA polymerase II-specific; RNA polymerase II transcription regulatory region sequence-specific DNA binding. Lineage: Eukaryota; Metazoa; Chordata; Amphibia; Anura; Bufonidae. Gene Ontology annotation, cellular component: nucleus.